UGGGCGAAGGACCGGAAACUUGCAGACAAAGUUCCGAGCUCCGCCCCUCGCGUCGCUGCCCCGCCGACUGGCCCCCGCGGACCCGCGACCCGCUACCGACCAAUUUGCCUGGCACUCGCGUGCACCAUGUCUGGUUCCUCCAGCGUCACCGCUAUGAAGAAAGUGGUCCAACAGCUCCGGCUGGAGGCCGGGCUCAACCGCGUGAAGGUUUCCCAGGCAGCGGCAGAUUUGAAACAAUUCUGUCUGCAGAAUGCUCAACAUGACCCCCUGUUGACUGGAGUAUCUUCAAGUACCAAUCCCUUCAGACCCCAGAAAGUUUGUUCCUUUUUGUAGUAAAAUGAAUUUUGAAGGUGUUCUAAACCACUUUUCUUGAACCGGCGAAUAUUCAAAGAGCUAAAUCUGAAGCCUGUACAAAAGGCUUACCUAUAACAUGUGCCAUAUUCUACAAACUUCUGCUUUUGUCAGUCCUUAACAUCUACCUCUCUGAAUUUUCAUGAAUUUCUAUUUCACAAGAAUGAUUAUUUUAUAUACACUGGCAGCAGCAUACAAAUAAAAUAGUUAGUAUAAAAAGUAUUUUUGCCUAAUUAUUGGUAAUACACUAUGUAUUAGUUUGUUUUGAACACCUAAAUUAAAUGGCAAUUUUCCCAGUCA
This is a messenger RNA of Myotis lucifugus (little brown bat), 651 nucleotides long. It is a transcript of the gene GNG5, whose product is annotated as G protein subunit gamma 5. NCBI's taxonomy places the organism in Eukaryota, Metazoa, Chordata, Mammalia, Chiroptera, Vespertilionidae. Bases 127 to 333 code for a protein of 68 amino acids. The transcript is spliced from 3 exons. Gene Ontology annotation, molecular function: G-protein beta-subunit binding. Gene Ontology annotation, biological process: G protein-coupled receptor signaling pathway. The record is from RefSeq and is a predicted model, not a curated record. Gene Ontology annotation, cellular component: heterotrimeric G-protein complex.